Molecule: messenger RNA, 417 nt
Organism: Emys orbicularis (European pond turtle)
Lineage: Eukaryota; Metazoa; Chordata; Testudines; Emydidae
Product: DLA class II histocompatibility antigen, DR-1 beta chain-like
Source: RefSeq, a predicted model, not a curated record
AUGGGGGAAUACCAAAGGUUAACAAUGUCCAAGGUGAAAGUUUCCCCCAUGAAAUCGGAGUCAGCGCAUCUCAACCUGCUGGUUUGCUCCGUGUCGGGGUUUUACCCUGGGGGGAUCAAAAUCAAGUGGCUGAAGAACGGGCAGGAGCAGACGGCCGGGGUGAUGUCCACGGAGCUGCUCCAGAACGGAGACUGGACCUUCCAGAUCCUGGUGAUGCUGGAGAUGAGCCCCCAGCGCAGGGACGUCUACACCUGCCAGGUGGAGCACAUCAGCCUGCGGGACCCCCUCACCGUGCACUGGGAGGCGCAGUCUGACUCCGCCAGAAGCAAGAUGCUGACGGGGGUCGGGGGCUUCCUGCUGGGUCUGAUCUUCCUGGCGCCCGGACUCCGCAUCUACCCGAAGACUGAAGAAAGGUGA